Molecule: messenger RNA, 2948 nt
Organism: Sarcophilus harrisii (Tasmanian devil)
Lineage: Eukaryota; Metazoa; Chordata; Mammalia; Dasyuromorphia; Dasyuridae
Gene: POLM
Product: DNA polymerase mu
Exons: 11
Coding region: 121-1620 (499 amino acids)
Biological process (GO): double-strand break repair via nonhomologous end joining
Cellular component (GO): nucleus
Molecular function (GO): DNA-directed DNA polymerase activity; DNA binding
Source: RefSeq, a predicted model, not a curated record
CUCCCAGGGCUUGAUUUGCAUAAGGACAGCUGGCCAGUCUUUUCCAGAACCGGCUUCCCGCCCUGCCCUCCCGAGUCUCCCGCGGCCGCAAGUGGUUCUUCCUUCUGCCCCGCCCCCGGCAUGGCCCUGGUGCCCCCCAAGAGAAGGCGGGGCGCAGGCCGGGGGGAGGAGGCCGGGGGCGCUGCAGCCCCCUCCCCAGCCCCGCUCCGCUUCCCGGGGCUCACCAUCUACCUGGCCGAGCGGCACAUGGGCCGGAGCCGCCGGGCUUUCCUCACGGGGCUGGCCCGGGCCAAGGGUUUCCGCGUGGACCAGGCUUACAGCCCAGAAGUGACCCACGUGGUGAUGGAGGGGAGCUCAGCAACAGAAGCAUCUGGCUGGCUGGAUCGUGUGUUGGGGGCCUCUGGGAGCCUUCCAAGGCCCCUGCUGUUGGAUAUCAGCUGGUUCACUGAGAGCAUGGGUCAGGGGAAACCUGUGCCAGUGGAAGGCCGACACUGCCUGGGGGUCCCAUUACCCACAAGGAGCCAGGCAGAUCCAGGCUGUCUGCCAGCCUACGCUUGUCAGCGACACUCGCCCCUCAACCACCACAAUCUGUGCUUUACGGAGGCCCUGGACACGCUGGCAGAAGCUGCGGGCUUUGAGGGCAGCGAGGGCCGUUUCCUGUCCUUCCGCCGGGCUGCCUCGGUGCUCAAGGCCCUGCCCGGCCCCAUCACCAGCAUAAGCCAGCUGCGAGGGCUUCCCCAUUUUGGAGACCAUUCUUCCAGGAUUGUCCAGGAACUGUUGGAAUGUGGAGUUUCUAGUGAAGUUGAAAGAAUAAAACAAUCAGAGAGGUAUCAGACCAUGAAGCUCUUUACCCACAUCUUCGGAGUUGGGGUGAAGACUGCUGACAAGUGGUAUCGUGAUGGGCUCCGGAGCCUGGCCGAUCUCCAAGGACAGACCAGAAAACUGAGCCGGCAGCAGGAAGCAGGGAUCUGCCAUUUUGAGGACCUGAACACCCUGGUCUGGCGCCACGAGGCAGAAGCCAUCCAGCGGGUUGUGGAGAAGGCCGUACGGCAAGUGCUUCCUGGUGCUACCGUGACCCUGACCGGAGGCUUUCGAAGGGGAAAGCUGCAAGGACAUGAUGUGGACUUCCUUAUCACUCACCCCGUAGAAGGACAGGAAGAAGGACUGCUCCCCAAGGUGAUGGACCUCCUGGAGAGCCAGGGCUUUGUUCUGUACCGACACACCCAAAGCAACCAUUACCAAGACCUCAAGGACCCUGCCCAGAGCACUUCCCUCUUCGAUGCCUACGAGAGGUGCUUCUCCAUUCUCCGGCUCCCAGACCCAACUGCAGCCUUCCGCCCGGAGGCUGGAGAGGAGCCCUGCAGGGACGGGAAGGCCGUGCGAGUGGACCUUGUGGUGGCCCCUGCCAGCCAGUUUGCCUUCGCCCUGCUUGGCUGGACUGGCUCCCAGCAUUUUGAGAGGGAGCUUCGAAGGUUUAGCCGAGCAGAGAAGCAGCUGCUGCUGAAUAGCCACGGGCUCUAUGUCCCAGGAAAGAAGGAGUCAUUCCCAGCGGCUUCAGAGGAGGACAUUUUCAGGCACUUGGGCCUAGAGUACAUCGCACCAGAAUAUAGGAACGCCUGACUGCUCGGUUUCUAGUCCCACAAGGGCCUCCAUUUGUGGGUAGCCAGAGAAGCAUAAGGGUUUGGGGGGCAGGAAGGGCUCCUCCAUCACAGCUUGGUCUGGUGACCAUUCCAUCCUGCUCCCCUCUGCGGGGGACCCCAAGAAGCCCGCCUGGAAAAAGCCUGGACUUCCUGAUUCUCCCAUCCUGAUUCUUGGGAAGGAGAAGGUCCUUUCAAACCAGUCUAGAGCAUCCAAGAAUCCUCAGGUCUUUCAGAACCACUUGUCCCGUGUCGCAGAAUCAGUUCCCUGCCCCACCUUCUCACCAGCAGGGGCUUUGAAGACAAUGCAACGCAGUCAGUAGAGACCUGGAAUGUCUGGACCAAGGUGCCCGUCAGAAAUUUGGGGCCCAUAACCCUUUGCCUUUUUUCAGUCCCGGGGGCUAGGUGGUUCUAUGGACAUGAAAAAACAAUUCUAAUUAAAGUGCUAUCUAUUUUUGCAAGGAGCUUCCUUUGCUUAAUUCUGGUGUGAGCGUCUCCACUUCUCCAGGUUGGACCUCAGAAUUUCAGGAAAACCCCUUGGGUGGUUGAAGGGAUGAUGGCUGGGAAUGGGGAGAGAAUUGAGACAGACGGGUCCCCACUCCCAGCAGUCCACGUGCGAGGGGAUGUGGUCUGCAGUAGGGUGGUGUGAGGGGCAGAGGGGAGUUACCAAGAUGAAAUGGGCAGAUUGUAGCACCAUAGUGGAUAAGGGCAGUGGGGAAGGGAGAGAAGGACUUGGGAGGAUGGUCUUAGUCCCCAGAGUAAUAAAAUAGGUGGCGGGGAGGGGCAAGGUUAGGGGGAAAGAGAAUGACUUCUGUCUUGGAUAUUCUGAGCUGAAGAUGUUGUGUCGGCAUGCAGGUUGGGACGUCGGCAAGGCAGCUGGAGGCGAGAGACGGGGGCAGGAUAACUAAAUCUGAGAAUCAUCAUUACUGAGAGGGUCGUUAAACCAUGGGAGCUGAGGUAUCGCCGAGGGAUUCAGGGAGCCGGUGGGCAGGAGGCAUGGGGUAGAAGUGGUCCAGAGCUGGCAUAUGAGGGACAGAGACUGCUGGGGCAUUGACCCUGCUGGAGUUGGGAGGUGGCGGCAACACCAGAACGAGAAGGGGAUGGAAGAGUCAAAAUUCAGCUUCCCAGUACUAACUUCUUCCUUGGGGUGAUGAAACUUUUAGACAAGGGAGGUCCCUGAGACCCAAGGGCCCUUUUCUGCAAACAGAAGGGGCUUCUCCCUUCCACUACCCCUCAACCCUGCCCCGCCCCCAACUAGGACAAGGCAUUUGUGUGUUACUGUGGUAACAGGACUGUCAUAUUUACUCGUCU